AUGGAAAUUAUUGAAAUUAGAAUUGGAAAUAAUAAUAAUGAUAUUAUAAUAUCAAUUAUUAAAAAAUGGAUAAAAGAAAAUGAAAUUUUUAUUGAAAUUAAAAAUUUAUUAUUAUCAUCAUCAAUUAUAUUAAAGAAAAUUGAUUACUUUAAUGAAAUUAAAAGAUUUUCGUACAUUGAGUACCAAAUUUAUUUUAAUGAAAAUAAAAUUAAAAACGAUAAAAAUUGGACAUGCAAAGAAUUAAUACCAAACCACACAAAUAAUAGAAUGAUUUUAUUUUUUGGUAAUGGAAGUAAAAAUAAAUUAAAAGAAGAAUCUUCAACUAUUAAAUUUAUUAAUAAUAAAAAUUAUUUAAAUUCAAAUAAUUUUAAAAAAGUUAAUAUAGUUUCAAUUAUGAUUGAAAAUGAAAAAAUAGUUGGAGAAAAUGAACCAUUAUUAUUAAAUGAAAAUAUAAAUAUAUCAACAACAACAAUAACAACUAGGAAUAAUAAUGAAAAUUUAAAUAAUAAUAAUAAUUCAAAAUUAUCAUUUUUUUUAAUAUUUAAUGUUUCAUUUUCAGUAUUAAGUACAUUACAAUUUGGAUAUAAUACAGGUGUUAUAUCACCAACUAUUUUAGAUAUACAAACUAUAUUUGGAUUAAAUGUUAAUGAAAAAUCAAUGUUAGUUAGUAGUGUAUUAUUUGGAGCAAUGUUGGGAUCAUUUUUAUCAGGAUUCUUUGUUGAUAUUUUUGGUAGAAAAAAGACACUACUUGGAAAUAAUUUAUUUUAUUUACUUGGACCAUUGUUAUGCUCAGUUGGAAAAAACUAUGCAACUCUAUUGAUUGGUAGAUUAAUAACGGGUGUUGGCGUUGGUAUUGCGUCAUCGGUUGUGCCAUUAUAUAUUACAGAGAUAUCACCACCAUCAUUUAGAGGUUCAUUAGGAUUACUUAGACAAAGUACAGUGACAUUGGGUAUUAUGUUAUCGUCAUUGUUUGCCUAUGGUUUAUUAGUUUAUUCAAAUGGUUGGAGAUACACAUUCGCAAUUGCGUCGAUUCCAUCACUAUUUCAAUUCAUACUUGGUUAUUGGUUUGUUGAGUCACCAAGAUGGCUAGUUUCAAAGAAUAGAGAGGAUGAAGCUAAACAAAUAAUGAAAAAGAUUGAACCACACGUUAGUGAAGAUUUAAUAGAUUUACAAAUCACUAGAAUUCGGUCAAGUGUUUUAGAACAAAAAGGAAAUGACAACUGGUUACAGUUAUUCCAAUAUCAGUAUUUAAAAAUCUAUAUCAUUGGUUUCGGGUUAAAUAUGCUUCAACAAUUUGUUGGUAUCAAUUGUGUUAUCUACUAUAGUGGUAUAAUAUUGGAGGAUGCAGGGUUCGCCAAGAAUGCUGCCGUGUUAAUUGGUGCAUUGGUUGGUAUACCACAAUUGGUGAUGUUGUUGAUAUCAGUUUGGUUAAUUGAUAGAUUCGGUAGAAAACCAUUACUACUUGUUGGUUGCAUUGGUAUGAUCAUUGGUUUGGCCGUAUUGGGUUACCCAUUCUAUGAUAACUCAAAUCCAACUGGUAAAAUUGAUAAUACUAAAAAAGGUUGGAUCGCUGUUGCUGGUAUGAUUUUCUUUAAACUUAUGUUUUCAAUGGGUCUUGGUCCAAUACCUGCUUUAAUCGGGUCAGAGAUUUUCCCUUCAAAAAUUCGUGGUAAAGCAAUGGCAAUCUCUCAACUCUUAAAUUGGGCUGCAAAUUGUAUUGUCAAUUCAAUGUAUUUACAUAUGGUAAAUUCAAAACUUGGUCAAGCUGGUACUUUCUGGUUCUUUGGUGGUAUUUCUAUCAUUACAUUUUUCUUUGUUUUAAUAUUAGUACCUGAAACUAAAAAUGUGCAAAUUGAAGAACUUUCAAAAAGAUUACUUUUAAAAAAUAAAUAA
Molecule: messenger RNA, 1893 nt
Organism: Dictyostelium discoideum AX4
Lineage: Eukaryota; Evosea; Eumycetozoa; Dictyosteliales; Dictyosteliaceae
Product: sugar transporter family protein
Exons: 2
Coding region: 1-1893 (630 amino acids)
Biological process (GO): transmembrane transport
Cellular component (GO): membrane
Molecular function (GO): transmembrane transporter activity
Source: RefSeq, a predicted model, not a curated record